This is a messenger RNA of Clarias gariepinus (North African catfish), 828 nucleotides long. Its product is annotated as gastrula zinc finger protein xLCGF3.1-like. The transcript has 2 exons. Gene Ontology annotation, cellular component: chromosome. Gene Ontology annotation, molecular function: chromatin insulator sequence binding. The record is from RefSeq and is a predicted model, not a curated record. Gene Ontology annotation, biological process: regulation of transcription by RNA polymerase II. The coding region runs from base 43 to 789 and encodes 248 amino acids. NCBI's taxonomy places the organism in Eukaryota, Metazoa, Chordata, Actinopteri, Siluriformes, Clariidae.
UCACACCCUUGUCAGCGAGACUCAACAGAUAGUCAGAAAGCCAUGACGAGUCCCUUAUGUGGGGAGAAUGAAGUUGUAGUACACCGGCCCCAUCGAAAAUCAUAUCCCUGCUCAGAAUGUGGAAAGUGUUUUCCUUCACUGUCGACUUUUAAAAUCCAUGAACGCAUCCACACAGGAGAAAAGCCUUAUUGCUGUUUACAGUGCGGGAAGAGUUUUAAAACAAAGGGUUAUUUCAAAAUUCAUCAGCAAAUUCACACCGGAGAGAAGCCGUAUCACUGCUCUGAGUGCGGGAAGAGUUUUAAUCGACGGGAUCAUUUCAAGCUACAUCAGUUCACUCACACAGAAGAGAAGCCAUAUCACUGCUUACAGUGUGGGAAGAGUUUUAAACAACGGUGUGGUCUAAAAGAGCACCAACGCAUUCACACAGGAGAGAAGCCGUUUCACUGCUCUGAAUGUGGGAAGAGUUUUCCUUAUCGAACUAGUUUCCUAUUACACCAACGUAUUCACACCGGAAAGAAGCCGUAUCACUGCUCAGAGUGCGAGAAAAGUUUUGUCUAUCUAGGAGGUCUCCAAGUACAUCAGCGUACUCACACUGGAGAGAAGCCGUAUCACUGCUCAGAGUGUGGGAAGAAUUUUAGCCAAAUAACUCAUCUCCAAGUACAUCAGCGUACUCAUACAGGACAGAAGCCAUAUCACUGCUCAGAGUGCGGGAAGAAUUUUUCCCGUGACUGUUAUUUAAAAAAACACGAGCUCAUUCACAGAAGUCAAAAGCCAUAUUCUUCACAGUGAUGGAAAGCCAAUAGUAGUUAUCACCUAACCAGAAGUGCA